Molecule: messenger RNA, 3559 nt
Organism: Otolemur garnettii (small-eared galago)
Lineage: Eukaryota; Metazoa; Chordata; Mammalia; Primates; Galagidae
Gene: TGM2
Product: transglutaminase 2
Exons: 13
Coding region: 68-2161 (697 amino acids)
Biological process (GO): peptide cross-linking
Molecular function (GO): protein-glutamine gamma-glutamyltransferase activity
Source: RefSeq, a predicted model, not a curated record
CGCAGCCAGUGGUCGGCAUUUGGAGGGUCCUGUCGCCACUCGAAGGAGCCACCGCCACUGCCUGACCAUGGCCACGGGGGAGUCUCCGGACACGGCCACGGAACUGCUCAUGCAGAAGUGUGACCUGGAGCUGGAGACCAAUGACCGCGACCACCACACUGCUGAGCUGUGCCGGGAGAGGUUGGUGGUGCGGCGGGGCCAGCCCUUUCAGCUGAAGCUGCACUUCAACCGUAAAUACAAUGCCAGUCAAGACACUCUCACCUUCACCGUGGUGACUGGCCCAGCCCCCAGCCAGGAGUUGGGGACAAAGGCCCGCUUCUCUCUGAGCGAGGCUCUGGAGGAGACUGCUUGGUCAGCCUCUGUGGUGAACCAGGAUUCCGCCUUGUCACUAAAGAUCAACUCCCCAGCCAAUGCCCCCAUUGGCCUGUACCGCCUCACCCUGGAGAUCUCCAGCUCCGAGGGCUCCGGCCUCGUGGGCUCCAGCCACACAUUGGGCCAUUUCACCCUGCUCUUCAAUGCCUGGUGCCCAGCGGAUUCUGUGUACCUGGAAUUGGAAGAGGAACGGCAGGAGUAUGUCCUUACCCAGCAGGGAUUCAUUUACCAAGGCUCUGCCAAGUUCAUCAAGACCGUACCUUGGAACUUUGGACAGUUUGAAGAUUCGAUCUUGGACACCAGCCUGAUGCUCUUAGAUGUCAACCCCAAGUUCGUGAAGAAUGCCAGCCGUGAUUGCUGCCGCCGCAGCAGCCCCGUCUAUGUGUGCCGGGUGGUGAGCAAUAUGGUCAACAGCAAUGAUGACCAGGGUGUGCUGCAAGGACGCUGGGACAACAAAUACGAGGACGGCAUCAGCCCCAUGUUCUGGAUCGGCAGUGCGGACAUCCUGCGGCGCUGGAAGAACAAUGGCUGCCAGCCUGUCAAGUACGGCCAGUGCUGGGUCUUCGCUGCUGUGGCCUGCACAGUGCUGCGGUGCCUCGGCAUCCCCACCCGUGUAGUGACCAACUAUAACUCAGCCCAUGACCAGAAUAGCAACCUUCUCAUCGAGUACGUCCGCAACGAAAUGGGGGAGCUCCAGACUGACAAGAGCGAGAUGAUCUGGAACUUCCACUGCUGGGUGGAGUCAUGGAUGACCAGACCCGACCUGCAGCCAGACUACAAGGGCUGGCAGGCCCUGGACCCAACACCCCAGGAGAAGAGCGAAGGGACAUACUGCUGUGGCCCAGUUCCCGUUCGUGCCAUCAAGGAAGGUGACCUGAAGGCCAAGUAUGAUGCACCUUUUGUCUUCGCUGAGGUCAAUGCUGAAGUGAUAAACUGGAUCCAGAAGAAAGACGGGUCCAUGCACAAAUCCACCAACAAUUCCUUGGUCGUGGGAUUGCAUAUCAGUACUAAGGGCGUGGGCCGUGAUAAUCGGCAGGACAUCACCCACGAAUACAAAUACCCAGAGGGGUCCUCAGAGGAGAGAGACGUCUUCACAAAAGCCAACCAUAUAAACAAACUCUCCGAGAAGGAGGAGACAGGGGUGGCCAUGCGGAUCCGCGUGAGCCACAGCAUGAACAUGGGCAGUGACUUUGACGUGUUUGCCCACAUCUCCAACAACACUUCUGAGGACAUGGUCUGCCGCCUCCUGCUCUGUGCCCUCACUGUCAGCCACAACGGGGUCCUGGGGCCUGAGUGUGGCACCAAGAACCUGGUCAGUCUUUCCGUGGAGUCCUUCUCUGAGAAGAGCAUUCCUCUCCGCAUCCUCUAUGAGAAGUACGCCGACUACAUGACGGACUCGAACCUCAUCAAGGUGCGGGCCCUCCUUGUCGAGCAGGCUUCCAACAGGUACCUGCUGGCCGAGAGGGACCUCUACCUGGAGACUCCAGAAAUCAAGAUCCGGAUCCUGGGAGAGCCCAAGCAGAACCGCAAGCUGGUGGCCGAGGUGUCCCUGCGGAACCCACUCAAUGUAUCCCUGAUGGGCUGCUCCUUCACCGUGGAAGGGGCUGGCCUGAUUGAGGAGCAGAAGACUGUGGAGCUCCCAAACCCCGUGGGUCCAGGGGAAGAAGCCAAGACCAGGGUGGACCUUCUGCCGAGCCAGGUGGGCCUCUACAAACUGGUAGUGAACUUCGAGAGCGACAAGCUGAGGGCCGUGAAGGGCUACCGGAACGUCAUCGUUGGGCCCCCGUAAAGGGAUCCUGCGCCCAGCCCCACCUCAGCCUGCUGUGAGCCCCCACCUUGACCCAACCUUUAUCCCAAGCUAAUGAGCACAAUUUGCCCCUUCUUGGGCCCCAGAUCCCAGGGCAGGUGGGCUGCCUCGUGGUGGCUCUUUGGCAUGGAAUAUACUUCUGGACCUUCUUGGCCCAUGAGCCUGGUUCCCCACCUACCCACCCCUAGCUGUGAAGAAUGUUCUGGGCCACUACAGUGGGAGCCUGACCUUGGCUGACUGGGGCUGGGGUGAGAGGAGGGACGCACAGCUCCUUCUCCAGCCCAAUGCUGUUUGGAAAGCCACUGACCUCUUGCCAUGCUGUUUGAUCUACUCCAUAGUCCCUCGGAGCAGGCACAAAAGGGCCAGUGUGCCCAGGACCCCUUCCCCUGACUGCACCCAGGCCCCAGGGGCCCUUGGGAGAGCCGGAGCAGGUGGGAACACCCCAGCCCAAUGGUUCCCCACCCACACAAGUGGGCUCGUGGUUCUUUGCAAGGCCCAGGAGCAUAGCCCAAGCCUCUGACUCUGAGUUCAGUGCUUUGUCAGGUCUCAGCCUGACUGGCCAAUGUCAGAGAGGCCAUUUGGGACCCGACCAAAAAGGCCCCAGUCGAGGUGAGGAGGGCUUGCAGGUUUAAGCCUUAAGUCUGGCCAACUACGGUAUUCCCCACUCUGGGCCUCAGUUUCCUCAUGGGUCAGAGGAGUGAUUAAACCAGCUCAUCUCUAGGAUCCGCUCAGCUCUGCACUUCUGUGCUGCUAUGUGGUCCAGCGAGAGUUAAAUCAUGACCGGGACCACCAUCCAGACCCCAGUUCUGUCCUGGUCCCCCACCUGUGCCUAGGUCCCUCCCUCCAGAUCCCAGUUCCAGGACAUAAGAGCCCUGAAUACCUCUGUCCCACCCAUGAGCCUACCCACCACUAUGCCUAGGCUUCACGAGAGCCUUAGCUGCCCAUGCCAGUCACUGACCAACAAGGUCACAUCUCAGUCACCCCCUCCUUAUAGGGCCAGGGCACCCAAACACAGCCCUUGUCCUAAAUAAGCUUGGAAAAUUGUCACCUCCAACUUUAUCCCCUGCUCUCUCUACAUGACUGAUCCUCCCUCAGGCUGGAAGGGGAGGAUUCUCUACUGGGGUGAAGUCACAGCCUCCAGGGGCCCCAAAAUGCCAAAGAGGGACUUGGGGAAAAUCAUACUGAUACACUUAGAAUUCUUUUUCUGCUUUGCACAGGGAAAAGUCACAAAAUGAGCCAACAUAUAUAUUUUCUAUAUAAAUUCAGCUCUAUUUCUCUAUGGUUUUAUAAAAUCUUUUGGGUUCCAAGCAGAUUGUAGAUGCAUUUCUAAACCGCAAGGAGCAAGCACUGAAAUAAAAGAGUUUAUUUUGCACAUUCAAA